AUGGCUACGGCUAUGGCUUUGGUUGCACCACCAACAGAUCGUUAUUUGUGUUUGUCAGCAAUGAUUUAUUUUUAUGAUCGAUUAAAACGCAAUGAUAAUGACUUGUUGAUCAUUGCUUCUCAUUAUGCAUUUUUGGCACAAGGUUUUAUUAUCAAUGAAGCACCAAUUGGAGCAGAAGAAGUAUUGGUUUUUGAUCAUGGCAAUACUAGUCGGUAUGACAUCGUCGUAUAUGUUAAAGAUACAAUGGUUAUUGAAACAACACAUUCAACCGAUAGAAAAGAUUAUUAUUUAACAUUAAACAUUAGUAAUAAAACUUAUAAUGAUUUUGUGCAUAUAGCCACCUAUUUAAAUCAAGGGUAA
Molecule: messenger RNA, 360 nt
Organism: Rotaria socialis
Lineage: Eukaryota; Metazoa; Rotifera; Eurotatoria; Philodinida; Philodinidae
Source: the annotation of a GenBank genome assembly